AUGUAUCUCCAAAAGAACAAAGAAAAUUACCCUGGCUAUGUGGAAACCGGGAAUCACGAGAAAUUCGAAUGCAACACGUGCGACUACCAAUGCCAAAAACGUAAGCGCAUGAAAGCACACAUGUUGGUCCACAAAGGUCCAUCGGAAACGACGAUGUACCCGUGCUCUGUCUGCUCCUUCCGAACGAAAUACAAACAUUAUCUAGGCCAGCAUAUGAAGACUAUCCACGGCCCGGAUGCUGACGCACCGAAAAAGUACCCGUGCACAAAAUGUUCCUUUCGUAACAACAGCCGACACAGGUUGCGCGUCCAUCAGCUGACACACUUGGACAUCGCCGAUAAAUUCAAGUGCGAGCAUUGUGAUUUCGAAUCGAAAAUCAAGUACUUCGUCGAUAGACACUUGUGCAGCAACAAGCCCGUGGAACGGCCGUUGUACCGGUGCAGUUUGUGUUCUUACACGUCCAAAUUGAAGACCGGAGUUUACAACCACAUGACAGUCCACAAGAAACCUUCUGAAACCAACAUGUACGAAUGCGAGUUAUGUCCGUACAAGUCAAAAUGGCCGCACUGUCUGCGCAACCAUCUCAAAACGCACAAAACGGAAGAAGUUCCUGUCCACAAGUGCGAACAUUGCGACUUCCAAGCGAACAACAAGUACAGCGUGAGAACGCACGCGCAGAAACACGAUGGGCCGCGCAAGAAGAAGAUACAUCAGUGUGAUGUCUGCGCAUAUCAGUGUCUGAGUAAGCGGCAACUCGGGAAGCACAUGGAAACGCAUAAAGCGCUGUCGGAAAGGCAAUGGUUCGCUUGCGCCCAGUGCGACUACAAGACCAUAGAGAAGAUAAAUUUAAAACGUCACGUUAUAUCUUCAGAGGAGCCUUCUUACUAUAACAGAGACGACGGAUACCACAAAAAUGAAUUGUGGGACGGCAAAAUUCUCGAUGUGAAAAAAUCACCAAAGAAGCGCAGCCAAAACAAAAGAUUCGUCUGUGACACUUGUCAGUAUCAAACCGAUUCGUUAACAACAAUACGCAAUCAUAUUCGGUCGCACAAGAAAUUAUCAGAAGUGAAAAACUACAAGUGUCCCAUAUGUCCUAAGAGAUCCAAGUAUAAAGCUUCUGUGAAGGCUCACAUUCAAUCAAUUCACCGAGAUCCAAAACUGUCCAAGCCCAAAAAGUUCUCUUGUGGCAACUGUGACUUCACAGCGAAGCAGUUAUAUGGUUUGAGAAAACACAUGAUUACGCAUUCUGAGUUCGCCACGGAGAAAAAAACCAAAAUUGACUUCUACAAGUGCGAGGUCUGUGACUUCAAAGCGACAAGGAUAUGUUUAGUAAAGAAGCACCAGAAUAUCCAUCUACCACCCUCUGAAGUGGAACUGUAUAAGUGCAAACUGUGUCCUUACACGUCCAAAUUCAAGAACGGUGUUUUUAAACACAUGACAGUCCACAAGAAACUUUCUGAAACCACCAUGUACGAAUGCGAGGUUUGUCCUUACAAGUCAAAAUGGUCGCACUGCCUUCGCAACCACCUCAAAACCCACAAGAAACGACAAAAAUUCCAAUCGUCAGAAGAAUCUGCUAACUUUAACAGAGAUGAAGGAUACCACAAAAAUAGUUUGUGGGAUGGACAAAUCUUGAAAGCGAAAAGAUCCUUAAAAACGCGCAGCCAAAAUAAAAAAUUCCUCUGCAACACUUGUCAGUAUCAAACCGAUUUUUUACAUGAGAUACGCAAACAUAUUAUUUUAAAUCACAAAAGCUUGUCAGAAGUGAAAAGCUACAAGUGUUCCUUGUGUCCGAACCCGAAGAGAUUCAAGGCCAAUCGAAAUCUUCAACAACACAUCCACUUUGUUCACGCUGAUCCUGCAGCACGAAAAAAGUUCUCCUGUGGCAACUGCAAGUUUGAGACUAAUAAAAAAUCUACUAUGAAAUGUCACAUGAUAACGCAUUCAGAGUUUGCCCCAGAGAAAAAGCCCAAAAUUGAUUUUUACAAAUGCGAAGUCUGUUCCUACACGGCGACAAGAAAAUGUGCCGUGCAAAUGCACCAGAAUAUCCACCUAUCACCUUCUGAAAUGGAACUGUACAAGUGCGAAUUCUGUCCUUAUACGUCCAAAUUCAAGUACGGAGUUGCCAACCACAUGACAGUCCACAAGAAACUUUCUGAAACCACCAUGUACGAAUGCGAGGUUUGUCCUUACAAGUCAAAAUGGUCGCACUGCCUUCGCAACCACCUCAAAACCCACAAGAAACGACAAGUUCCCGUUCACAAGUGUGAACAUUGCAACUUCAAAGCGAACAACAAGUACAGCGUUGCCACCCACAAAAAAAAGGCACACAAGGAACUGUUCAAGAAACCGAAGGUGGAACACCGUUGUGAUCUAUGCGAAUUCAAGUGCAAGACUACAGGUGAACUAACCAAGCACAAAGUGGUUCAUAAAAAACUAUCAGAUUCGGAAAUGUUUACGUGCGAUAUGUGCGGGGUGAAAAUCAAGACCAAGAGCCAAUCGUCAGAAGAAUCUGCUAACUUUAACAGAGAUGAAGGAUACCACAAAAAUAGUUUGUGGGACGGCCAAAUCUUGAAAGCGAAAAGAUCCUUAAAAACGCGCAGCCAAAAUAAAAAAUUCCUCUGCAACACUUGUCAGUAUCAAACCGAUUUUUUACAUGAGAUACGCAAACAUAUUAUUUUAAAUCACAAAAGCUUGUCGGAAGUGAAAAGCUACAAGUGUUCCUUGUGUCCGAACCCGAAGAGAUUCAAGGCCAAUCGAAAUCUUCAACAACACAUCCACUUUGUUCACGCUGAUCCUGCAGCACGAAAAAAGUUCUCCUGUGGCAACUGCAAGUUUGAGACUAAUAAAAAAUCCACUAUGAAAUGUCACAUGAUAACGCAUUCAGAGUUUGCCCCAGAGAAAAAGCCCAGAAUUGAUUUUUACAAAUGCGAAGUCUGUUCCUACACGGCGACAAGAAAACGUGCCGUGCAAAUGCACCAGAAUAUCCACCUAUCACCUUCUGAAAUGGAACUGUACAAGUGCGAAUUCUGUCCUUAUACGUCCAAAUUCAAGUACGGAGUUGCCAACCACAUGACAGUCCACAAGAAACCUUCUGAAACCACCAUGUACGAAUGCGAGGUAUGUCCUUACAAGUCAAAAUGGCCGCACUGCCUUCGCAACCACCUCAAAACCCACAAGAAACAACAAGUUCCCGUUCACAAGUGUGAACAUUGCAACUUCAAAGCGAACAACAAGUACAGCGUUGCCACCCACAAGAAAAUGGCACACAAGGAACUUUUCAAGAAACCGAAGGUGGAACACCGUUGUGAUCUAUGCGAAUACAAGUCCAAGACUACAGGUGAACUAACCAGGCACAAAGUGGUUCAUAAAAAACUAUCAGAUUCGGAAAUGUUAACGUGCGAUAUGUGCGGGGAAAAACUCAAGACCAAGAACCUACCUUCGACCACAGAACAUAACAAUAACGAGUACGGAUACAGAUUGAACAAACGAUGGAAACGUGACACCUCCGGUGAGCCCCCAAACAAGGAGAAAAGAUUGAUCUGCUGCUCGUGCGAUUACCAACAUAACCUAGCUGGUCGCAUGCGAAAACACCUGGUAGUACACUCUGCCGAAAAGUCACACAAAUGCAGCCAGUGCCCCAUGAGAACGAGACACAAAUGGUGUUUGCGGGAGCAUAUCAAGUAUAUGCACAGCGAUCCUAACGCUCCAAAAGCGUACAGCUGCGAAUCUUGCGAUUUCAAAACCCACAGGAGAGAAACCCUUAGAAUUCAUUCGAUCACCCACAUAGAAUUUGGCUCUGAAAAAAAGCCCGACAAAAUAGAUUGGUACAAGUGCGAGAUUUGCGAUUUCAAAGCGAAGAAGAAGUUUUUCGUCGACCGCCACGUGAACAUUCACAGACCACCAUCCGAAAGGGACGUUUACAAAUGCGAAUUGUGCCCUUACACGUCCAAAUUCAAGGGAGGCGUUUUUAGUCACAUGACUGUUCACAAGAAGCCUUCGGAAGCCACCAUGUACGAGUGCGAGGUUUGUCCUUACAAGUCAAAAUGGCCGCACUGUUUGCGCAACCAUCUGACAACGCACAAAAAAGUCCCUGUUCACAAGUGUGAACAUUGCGACUUCAAAACGAACAACAGGUACAGCGUUGCCACCCACAAGAAAACGGUACACAAGGAACUAUAUGGGAAGCCCAAGAAGGAGUACAAGUGCGACAUCUGUAAUUACAUAGGAAAAACAUCUAGCUGUCUUGAUAGGCACAAAAUUGUUCACAAGACAAUGUCCAAAGAUGAAAUGUUCACUUGCGCGAUAUGUGGUAUGCAGACGAAAGUAAAAAGGUCCUUGCGUCACCAUAUUCUCAAAGUGCAUGGCUUUUUAGAAAAGAACAAACAUUCUACUGAAUAAAACCUUUUUGUUAUUUCUCAGUUGAAACGCGUUAUGGUAUAUUUUUAUAUUUGUUUCAGUUAUUGAUUGUUAUUUAGUCUAGGAUUCACCUCUAAUUAACCUUGAGACCACAUUCAAGUGGGACCAUCAAAGCAACAGGUCUUCCUCAACAUGGCGUUUGUACAAUUGCUGUUUUGUUUCAGCACACGUCCUUUCCUUACCCCACAAAAAGGCGAAAUAAAGUUGGCUUUCAACGUAAACAAGAUGUGGAAGCCUAGAACCGGUAAAUCUCCGCAGCAAGAAAAGAAAUACGUUUGCAGCGCGUGUGGCUACCAAAACGAUCAUUUCCCUCGCAUGCAGAGACAUCAGUUAGUCCAUUCUGAGAAGCGGUUCCAGUGCGACAAAUGCCCAAUGAAAACGAGAUACAAAAGUUCUUUGCAGAAACAUGUAGAAACCGUCCAUAGGGACCCCAUCAGUACUGUCAACACGCUCGCUUGUGACGUGUGCUCCUUUAAAACGCACAGCAACGAAUCGCUACGACGUCACAUGAUCAGCCAUACCGCUGGACCAAAGAAACUGAAAGUGGAAGUUUACAAGUGCGAGCUCUGUGAUUUCGAAUCGGAGAAGAAAUGUGUCGUUCUAAGUCACGUAAAUAUCCAUAGACCACCAUCCGAAAGGGACGUUUACAAAUGCGAAUUGUGUCCUUACACAUCCAAAUUCAAGGGGGGCGUUUCUAAUCACAUGACUGUGCACAAGAAGCCUUCGGAAACCACCAUGUACGAGUGUGAGGUUUGUCCUCACAAGACAAAAUGGCCGCACUGUUUGCGCAACCAUCUC
Messenger RNA from Phaedon cochleariae (mustard beetle), 5217 nucleotides. The record is from the annotation of a GenBank genome assembly. NCBI's taxonomy places the organism in Eukaryota, Metazoa, Arthropoda, Insecta, Coleoptera, Chrysomelidae.